Molecule: messenger RNA, 10913 nt
Organism: Mercenaria mercenaria
Lineage: Eukaryota; Metazoa; Mollusca; Bivalvia; Venerida; Veneridae
Product: hepatic leukemia factor-like
Exons: 7
Coding region: 68-1222 (384 amino acids)
Biological process (GO): regulation of transcription by RNA polymerase II
Cellular component (GO): nucleus
Molecular function (GO): DNA-binding transcription factor activity, RNA polymerase II-specific; RNA polymerase II cis-regulatory region sequence-specific DNA binding
Source: RefSeq, a predicted model, not a curated record
UCGUCGGUUUUAAUAGGAUUAUUAUUGGAGAAGAAGCAAAGGAAAACAUACCAAUAAUUUAGUGAAAAUGUCGAAUUUUGGAUACGCUGGACAUGGAUUUUCAUUGAAGGCACUACUUGAAGACCCAAACUUACAGACAGCACCAACUAUAAACAAUGGAGUUGGAAAUGUCAAGAAACAAGGCAAGACUGGAAGUUAUAUGCCCAUUGGCAAUCAAAAUGCAAGUUCUGCAUUCCUGGGCUCCAACUUGUGGGAUAAGCCAGGAGGAGAUGAUGGGUCAGCAUUUGACCUUGAGUACAUGGACUUGGAUGAGUUUUUGUCCGAGAAUGGGAUUCCAGUAAAUCUUGAAGAGAAUGACGAGGCGGAGACAAUAAGCUUGCUGGCAAGCGCUCUCGCCAAGACGCCCCCACAGUCGCCACAGCAUGAAUCAACUCCACUCUGCAUCACGCCAGAAAGCCCAGUCCGAGAUAUAUGCAUCACAGAGAAAGUUAAGGAAACAUCGAGCCUGGGUGGUUAUUUGCCGGAUAGUCCGGUCAACAGACAGUCCAUGUCACCACUCUCAUUGAGUCCAGUAGCCUCCCCGAGAGGAAAGGAGCCACAGUCUGCUAUUGAAAGAUAUCUCAUGGAUGACAAUUUUGGUGUGAAACUACCACCAAAAGUUACAGUAGUGACAUUGGAUGAGGCCAUUGGUGGCAAACGAUCCUUGAGCCCUGUCAAACGCAAGUCUUCUUGUCUUGCCUACGAGGAUACUCAGAUGGCUUCAAUCCCAGUAUACAUGCAGAACAAGCAUUCGAUUCAUCCCUCUGAAUACGCUUCACAGUCUAUGGACGUUUGGGAAGCGUCAGACAUAUCUAGUCAUUCUAGUAAUGCAGGCGAUGACUAUGAUGUUGACAUAGUGAGCUCAGUUCCAGGACAGGAAAAUUUUGACCCUACAAGCAGAAAAUUCUCAGAAGAGGAACUGAAACCUCAGCCAAUCAUAAAAAAGUCAAAGAAGAUAUUUGUUGAUGAACAUAGCAAAGAUGACAGAUAUUGGCAGAGACGAAAGAAGAACAACAUUGCUGCGAAACGUUCUCGAGAUGCAAGACGGGUGAAGGAAAAUCAGAUAGCCAUGAGAGCCUCAUUUCUUGAGCAGCAACAUGACAAUCUUUCGGAAGAACUCGAAAAAGUGAAACGGGAGAACGAAGAACUAAGGAAGAGGUUAUCGAAGUACGAAAAAGUGUAGCGAUGUGGUCAGACGUUUUUCAUCGAUCGUCAUUCAUAGUCGGUUAGAGAUUUUGUGUAUCAUUAAUUCGGAAGCAGAAUGUUGUAAGUUUUUGAGAAGUAACUCUGUUGUGAUGAUAGUGAUUUGUAAAUAUUUUUUAAUAGGACAUCAAAGACUUGCAAUUUUCUGUUUCAGUACGUUUGGAAGGAAAGCGAUGGUUUUUUUUCUGUACAGUGUUGAAUAGUGUUUGUGUAAAUAAUAAUGAUAUAGACCUAUUUUUCGUUAAAUGAAAAAAAAAAAAAAAAAAAAAAAAAGAUCCUGUGUAGUUAAUGUGUUACAUCUUUGAUCUGUGUCUAACCCUAGCUAUUAUUCUGUCAUUCCAUACAUUGUAUAUAUCUUGAUUGUAUUUGUUUUGAAUAGUUCAGUUGUUUAAAAGUUUUCAAACAGAGAGUAAAACAUGUAACAACUCUAGUCUACAUUUACCUCAGAAAAAGGGAACGGAAAGUUUUAUGUUAGACAUCUGGAAAGAGAAUUAUCACAAAAGAUGAACCAGUCCCAACGAUUUUCAGAAAAUAUACUAGCAAUAUAAUCCUAAGUUUUGUCUGACAUAGAACUGGUUAAGUGUAACAAAUGAAAAUUUACUAUGGAAGGUUUCUGAUAUGCCAAUUUUAAUUGAAAAUGAAGUUUUUAUAUUAUGACAAAUUAAGGUUAAAGCAAUGAAUGAUUGAUGGCUCUGACAACUGUUGCCAGCGGGCGUCUUUGUGUCAUAACAUCAGUUAUAGUAGCGGAAAGGUUAAGUUAAAUAACAGGUUAAAGUAUUGAAGAGUUCAACAUGUAUUUUCAAGAUAUAUUUUGUAUGUAUAUCUAUAAGUUAUUUAACAUUUUAACCGUUCCAUAACUGAACUUAAGUAAUAUAACUUUAGAAGGUUUUUGCUGGUGUAUCCAUGGUAAAAGUUGGUGUUAAUUUUAGGCAUACAUGUACUUGCUUGUAUUAUACAUGUUUGUAAAACGGGUAUCAUAUAACUCAUUUUACAUAUACUAUGACUCAUAAUAGAUCUGUGUUAAAACUCAAGAAAAUGGAGUUUUGGACCAUUCUGUAACUAAAAAAUAACUAGAUAAUAUGAUAGUGUAUUGCAGACAAUUUUGAAUUUACAACAAUGGUAAAUCUGAUAGCUAGAUAGUUUAGUUUAAGGAUGGUUGACUUGCUUCAUCAGACAAGAUGUCAACUGAAAUUAACAUAGAUCAAUAUAUAUAAGUUAGGUACAUUGAUUUUAUAAACAUAUGUGUUAUUUUAUUGCAUUAUCAAGGCCAGUUUUAAAGUUCAUACAGGGCAAAGAAAAUAAUAUAUCUACUUUAGAAAACUUUUACUUUUGAUUUUCAUUUGUUGAUAAUAACAUGGUGCAAUGCAUCAGCAACUUCCAACAUGUGAUUCUCAUUUUUUUUAGCAAUAAUUUGGUGCAUUAAGAAAUUAAUCAUGUAAGGAAUACAAAAAGUGAAGUUAUAUGAUACCUCUGCUUAUGCUUAAAUGCUCAUACAGACAAACCUGAGAGAAUGGGCAGGGUUGGGCAGGAGAUGGUUUUUUGAAAUGGACGGGUAUUCACAGGUUGAAGUACGCAACAAAUCUUUUAGGUAGUGGACCUGAUAUUACAGCUGGUAAUUUAAAUAAUCUCCUUUUGCUAUGUCGGCAUGCUUCAAUUUUUAUGGAAAUCUGUUGGUGCGUAGAGCAACACUUACAGCUGAAAAAUUUCCCAUUUGGUUAAUAUAAACACAUAGGAGCAUGGAAAUUGCUGAGUAUCAGUACGUGUCAACUACCUUAAGUUUGAGAUCAAACUUUGGGUCCUUAGAGGCAGCUUGUUUCUGUUCAUAGGAGCAUUAUACCACAGGUUUGACAGUACUUUUAUCCUUGUUUAUGGAACAAUUUGUCUUGUCUACAUUUGAAAAAAAAAAUCAAUAUUUUGGCUGUAAUGAUAUGGUGGGUAAUUGAAAUAGCAUGCAUAUCAUACCUAUGCAGAUGAACAAUAAUUUUAUCUGGACAACAAUAUCUUAGAGAGUAACACAUAGUACAUUCUAUCCUGUAUUAAAGAACAUGUGUGAAGAGAGGCUGCUUGGUAACAAAGACCACUAAUUUUAUUUCUAGAUUAAGUAUGUUAUUUUAACCUGUGAAUAAAGACCAUCUUUGCAUAAAGAACACCUGUACAUUAAGACCACUUUUGCCCCAUAGACCUACUAUUCAUAAAGACCACCUGUUCAUUUGAAACACUUGCAUGUACAGACCUUGUUUUCCUAAGCAUGGUCUUUGUAUACAGAUGUGACUGUAUUUGCAUUGUUAUUCAUGAAACCAUUUGUUACAGUUAGUGAUACAAAAGUACAAUCAGGGCAAUUUGAGUUCAUUAAUCGGAUUGACUUUAAUCUUAUUAUCACACAUGAUUAUGGCAUGUUUGCUGGCAUAUAUGCUCGUGAUUUCUCGGAUACAUCGGAUACUGAAAGCCAUCUACAAAUGAAAAAAAGAAAAAUUGUAUUGUUGGUAAUUAAUUAGCAUUCCUGUGAGCUCAGAGUUUAUUAACAUGGUGUAGAAGUAUAUUUGUACUUGAUAUGAAGAAAACAGGAACUGCUUGCAUACGUACAAUUUGCAGAAAUGCAUCUGUUGAAAAAGCAAAAAUUAGCAUAAAUUAUGCCGCUAAGAGCAUUUGACAUUCAUGUUUUCUUCAUGUUUUGUAUAUUAAUCCUAUGCUCAAAAUGAUUCAUGUAUGUUUCCCAUAUUUUAAAAUCAUGCAAAUAUGGUGUAUGGAAGCAAAUAUGUCUGCUGCAUGUUUUUGUUUACUCUUUGCUUAGUGUUUUUUUUUUCAACUUUGAAUCUAUUCAUUCAUAGAUAGAAUGAAAGUUUUUAAUAUCAUCACUUAGCCCACACUUUGACAUUAUUAUUUAAAUGUUGUUGGUGACUGGAUAUGGGAUAAUCAUUGUCAUCAAGGUCUGUAUAAGGCUCAUACAAUAUGAAAUUCCGAGACAGUAUACAAAAUGUUUCCCAUCACAAAAAAUAUCCUAUAUUCUAACACAAUCUGAUUCAUUUUCCUAUUUAACAAAGAAGGCUGAAACAGUGAAUUAUUAUACAACAGUUCACUGUUCUGACAUCACAAUUAUUACGUCAUAGCGUCAAACGGCAUAGCGGCGUGCUGGAAAAGAAAUCGAUUGAAAACGGGCACAUAUUUAAUGAAUGCCAUCAAGGAUGUACUUUAAAGUCCUUAGUAACGUGUUAGAAUUGAAAUAAUAUAUCUCAUUUAGUGAUUUGUUCUUGAAUAAAAUCAUUGUCAUUCAGAUGCGUAUUAUUAUAUCACUCGGGCUGCGCCCUCGUGAUAUAAUUCCUUCGCAUCUGAACUCCAAACUGAUUUAUUCAGCGGCAAAUCACUAAAUGAGAUAUUUUAUUUCUUAAAUAAUUUCAUCUUGCUGACACCAGUUACUGUACCUUGUAAUUAGCAAUUGCAAUCAAGAUCACGAAAUCUGUAUGGGAUCGGUCAUUUUAAGGAUUGUCGUAACAAUGAAACCCUCGAAAAUAAGUCCCCCAUGAAUACCAUUGAUUUAACAGUAGUAUCUCUGCACUACUAGUAUUUGUAUACUUAGCUUAAUUUUGAGAACUUUGUGGAAUGAAUGAGGAGAUAUCAGAGAAUACGCAGUUAGUCAAAUGUCUUUAAAGUCCAUUAUCUAACUGACAUAUUGACUUACAUGUACAUUAUACAUGUAUUGUCUAGCUUUAAGGGUGUUUGGUGACACAGUUUUAAGGAUGUUGAACUGAAAGAAAAAAUUCUUCAGGAUCAGGUUGACUCCCCCUGGAAAUUUUUGAAAUACAUGUAUAAAAUGGUGGCCUCUGGUGCAUUUUAGGUCUAAAUUUUGAGGUAUUGGAGGGGUACAAGACUCCCCUCUUAAUUGGAAAAUUUUGAAAUACAGGUAUGAAAUGGUGGCGUCUGGUGCAUUUCUGGGUCUAAAUUUUGAGGCACGGCUGGGCCUGUAUGAUGCAAAAUUAAGUUUAUUUCUUGACUUGAGCAAUGUUUUGGUCAGAAUAUUGCACUCGUGAAUGUCAGUUUUUCUGUUUUCAAAAAAGACUAGUGGCUAACAACUGAUUGUGGGUGUGGUGUGGUGGGUGGGGUGUGAUGGGCAUAUGGUUGACUGUACAAAAAGUGUGAUGUGACAGUAAAUGAGAGCAUGUAACUCGCCUUAUGGUACUAUAGACCUUAUUGUUAGGAAUUGCUUUACAGUGCAAGUUGUGAAAGGAACAAUUUUUUAGCAGGAAACCCUAUUUUCUUUUCAUUAUUUCAUUGAAAUACUUGCCUCGCUGUAAAAUUAUUGUGUCUGUUUGUAUAGAGAAUGGCUUCCAGAUUAUUGGUGAAAUGUAAGAUUUUUAAUAUUGGUGAAAAUGAAAGAAACUCCCUAUAUUAAAGAUUUUGCAUGCAACAAGAUACAACUAAUUUGCUGCUAUUUUCAGCUCCACUUUCCUGCAUAGGUAAUAGAGUAAAGAUAUAUUUUUUUACAUAUUUCUAGCUUCGUGAGUGUGUUUUUAAUGGCUUUAAAUUGUUACUAGUUGCUAGUAAAUAGUGAAUCCGGUCAGUUAAGGUACCUGUCAUUAAAUCACAUGACCCUUACAUCUGUAGGUUUGAAUCUUGCAUGAAUUGUCAUGUUAGGAAGCCAUCUUGCUGGCUUGUUGAAGGUCAGUGGUGUUACCAAGGUGCCUGCCUGUGACUGAAGAGCCAUUAGGGGUCUUCCAAAACUGUCAAGAGCUGGUAAGUUACCAUGCAUAUGAUCUGAAUUGUGUCAGUGUUACUUGAAACACAACUAAGGAAAAAAAACAACAUUUGAAUAUUUUUCCCAUAAAUCUGGAGGGACAUAUCUGUUAUAAGAUACAAUAGUUUUGCAGUGGCAAUUUGCUGUACCAGGCUUUACAAGCAGUGACGUAGUUAGGGCACUUACUUCUUUUUUAUAUAGAGUAUGUUUGUUUGUUUUUAGGUGUAGGCAGAAAGUUUUGAAAAGCAUGUUGUUAAUCUAUAGUAGCUUAUAAUAUGCCAACUGAAUGGUUGGUGGUGUUGCAAGAAACUUGUAUGUCUAAUCAAUGUUAUUGUUUUUGUGCCCGUGUUGGUUUUAAAGCUUUUCAGAAUGAAUGUACAGCUCACAGUUAUGCUAUAUUAGCCAGUGAUGAUAGAUUACAAAAAUCAGACUCUGUCUGUAAGGAACUUUAAUAUCAAAGCACUUGAAAUGAGCCGCGCCAUGAGAAAACCAACAUAGUGGGUUUGCGACCAGCAUGGAUCCAGACCAGCCUGCGCAUCCGCGCAGUCUGGUCAGGAUCCAUGCUGUUCGCUAACAGUUUCUCCAAUUCCAAUAGGCUUUAAAAGCGAACAGCAUGGAGCCUGACCAGACUGCGCGGAUGCGCAGGCUGGUCUGGAUCCAUGCUGGUCGCAAACCCACUAUGUUGGUUUUCUCAUGGCACGGCUCAAAUGGUGUUUUUAAUAUUUUAGAUGGUGUUUUGUGAAUGGCCUUGAUGCCAUAGAAGUGCAUUUUCCUAGGAAUGCUAACUAACUGAGGACAUUUUUCAUGUGAUUGUUUGACUUUUAGCAGUGAAUAUUGAAAAAGAUAAAGUAUAAAGUGUAUUGGAACAUCAUGUUUUUCAUUUUGAUUCAACAGCAUAAAAAUACUACUGACUUUCUUGAAGGGAAAAUUGUACUUUGUACAGGACAUUGUUUUCCUGAUAGCACUGUAAUUAUCUAAUAGAAAAAAUAGCAGAAACAUUGAUUAUCAUUGAUUUUUUUAAGUUUAAAAGAUCUCCUUUUUGGUAGAAAAGCAAUACAUUAGCUGCUCAUGACUUGACGACCAUUUUCAUUUUUUUUUUUUAUCAUUUGCAUGAUUUUUAUCAUGAAGUUGGGCAUUAGGUAAUUAAUGAGUGUUUUCAUGUUGGUUGUACAGCAUACUUGUUUGUUUUUAUGUACUUUUACCAAUACUUAGACACAGUAAUAUAGCUUCAAAUGUAGAUUUUGUUUUUCAUUCUUUGAGAAAAAUGAAGUAGUUCUUAUACAUGUAGAGAAAAGUUGUCAUUUUUAGUUACAUUUUAGUACUGUAACUAGUUACAUUUUACUACCUUCCUCAUUCAUGUUAAAAAGAACAAUCAGCCAUUAAAUAUUUUGUUUCAGUUUUUCAAUUUCACUAAAUAUUUUUAUCAUUUUAGUGUCCGUUGACAUGUUUCGAGCUUAGAAUUUUUAAAAGUUUAUAUGAAAAAUGACAUAUAUUUUGUAUAAAUUUUCAUAGAAGUAUGUGUAGAAAUUUAUCAUAUGCAGUAAUAAUGUAUCUUCUUAAACUACUAGAUUAUUGCUAUAAUAUUUUAUUCAGGUUAAACAAAUAGACCCUUAAUGGCAGUUGGCAAUUUCAGUGUGAUUAUGCAUUUCCCUGUGGUAUUCCGGCAUUGCUCAACCGCUAAAAUAUUGCUAGUAUUUAGUCUGUAUAUACAUAUUAUACACAGACAUGCAAUGAUUUGUGUAUUUUUGCUGUGCGCUCUAAUUGAUAAUCACUUCCGGACAUGCACAAUGAGCAACAUCGAAUUCUUACAAGCACAUGGCUUAAUGUCCAAAUUAAAUUUAGCUAAAACGUAAUUGAAUGGAAAUUUCUGAUUGGCAUUAAGGGUCAGUUACCUCCAAACACCUUAUUUUAAGUUUCUUGAUAAAGUUUUUACAGGUUAUCUGUUCCCUACUGGUUGAAAACCAGUUUUGGGGACAAGGAAUGCGCUUUUCCGUCUGUCCGUCAUUCCAUCCGCAAUUUUGUGUUCUGUCCAUAACUGCCAUCCAUGAAGGAAUUUUAAUAUUACUUGGCACAAAUGUACCUCAUAAUAAGACGAUGUGACAUGCACAACUUUCCGACCGCUAGCUUAAAGGUCAAGGUCACACUUGGCAGUCAUAUGUUAACAUGACAUGAACAGGGUUUCGUGUCCGGUCCAUAACUCUGUCAUUCAUGAAGGGAUUUUAUUACCACUAGGCACAAAUGUUCCCCAUGCUGAGAUGACAUGUCAUGCGCAAAUCCCGGACGCCUGGCUCAAAGGUCAAGGUCACAAUUGGAGGUCAAAGGGUAACAGGGCUUUUUUCCUGUCAGGUCAAUAACUACCAUCCAUGAAGGGAUUUUAAUAUUACUUGGCACUAAUGUUUCCCAUGAUGAGACGACGUAUCAUGCGCAAAACCUGGACCCCUAGCUCAAAGGUCAGGGUCACCAUUGGAGGUCAAAUGUCAAUAGAGUUUUUUUCCUGUCCAGUCCAGAACUCUGUCAUCCAUCAAGGGAAUUCAGUAUUACUUGACAUAAAUGUUCCCCAUGCUGAGACGACAUGUCAUGCACAACACCCAGAACCCUAGCUUAAAGGUCAAGGUCACACUUGGAGAUCAAAGGACUAUAGGAUUUUUUCUUCUUCAUGUAUAGAGGGAUUCUGAUGUAACUUGGCACAAAUGUUCACCACCACAAGAUGGAUUGUCAUGUGCAAGAACCAGGUCCCUAGGUCAAGGUCACACAUAGAGGUCAAAGAUCAAAUUCAGAAAUGUCUUUGUCUGGAGCAUUUCUUCUUCAUGCAUGGAGAGAUUUUGAUGUAACUUGUAACAAAAGAGGCACCCGUGUUUUUAGAAUUAUGUCCCUUUGUUAUAACUAUAAAUAGAUUAUAUUGUAUUUUUUUUUUUUUUGGAUUUAUUUCCAUUUGUUGUUACUAUAAAUAACUUCCUUUUUCAUAAUUGGCCAAAAAUUACAUGUGAAAACAACUGUAGGUUUUUAUAUAUGCAAAUUUUAAUCUAAGUGUUUUGUUAUAACUUAUUGUAUAUAUAGUACAAUAUUGUUAUAUAUCAUUGACAGAUAUUAGUUCAUUAUACAUAUAUUAUACUGCAGUAGAGAAAAUUAGGUGCACUCGAGUAGGGUAUUGCAUGGCAGUACUUCAUUCACUUGUUUAUCAUUGUGUUUGGGUAGAAAAUAGCAAAUCUAUUCAGUGGAUUGCUUAUACACAUAUGCUAAAACAUAUGAAAUCUCUAUUUAUUUUUACAAACACAGCAAGACUUUGUCUCCAAUAAUAUAAAUGAUGUCUGUUACAAUGUAAAAUGAUUUGUUAAUAUCAAUUUCACUUACCAUUAUCUCAUGUUUCAGCCUUAUUUAAUCUCACACAUUCUUUUCCCAUUGAUUAUAUUGUACAGAAUUCCACAUAUGUGUAAUUGUUGUCGUGUAAGUGGUGAUAUUUUACAUAUAGUUGAAGACUUGUGCCUUGUUGUUUUCAUUAGAAGAGGAUUUACAUUACAGUGAUAUCUGACUCUAGAUGGGAUAUUUGAAAUGAAUUUAUUUCUUUAGUGUUUGCAACCAGUAUGAAACAAUUAUGAUAUAUCACAAUUGCGAAAUCAAUAGAACUUUUUUCUUUACACUGUCUGCAAUUUCUUAAACUUUUAGUGAGGCUCAUAGUUUAUGAAAUCUUGAAAUAAAAGAAAUUAAAAGAAAUGCAUCCUGUCUAUUCUAGAUACAGGGAUAUUUUAUGAUGUUUUUUUUAUUAAAAGAAAUCAGCUAUAUUCACAGAGAGAUUAACACAUUUUCGUUAAAUUGAUGUUAUAUAGCCGGACUAUAUCCAUAAAAUAUAUAUAUUUGGAGAGAUGGAGGAAUUGAACUGAUUGUAAAAAAUUUCAGCUCAAAUUUGCCAGCUUUAGAUGUAAAUAAUAUAAUCUUUAAAUGUAAUCAAUGUGAAAUUAUAUUAUGCCUUUGUAAAUAGAAAAUAUGUUUUUCUUUGCAUUUAUUAAUAAAGGACAGAAUUCAUUUUUAAUGCAAAAGAUUUUAGAAUUUUUUUUUAUUACUGAAGUUGAAAAAUUGAAGUUUAAGUUUCUUAGGCCUUGCCAAGUGAAAUAAUUUAAUGCCCAUUGAGGGAGAGGUCAUUAUUUCUUGUUCAUUUUCCACAUUUUGUUUGGCCUUUCAAAAGCCUCAGUCUGCUCUGUUUAUUUUCUAUUUUACAGAAAACAGUCCAGAUAUUUUUCCAAAUAUCCUUAAAUUUUCUUACUUUUAGUUCUCUAUAGGGUUUCCAAGUGCUAGGGUGUUCCUGGACUAAAGUGUACCACACUUCCAGAUACUUUAGGUAGGGUAGAUAAUUGGCCUAAUUUGCUAACCAGACUGAAAGGUGAUAAUUGAAUAGACCAAACUUGAAGACUAGUCAAAAAAAGUUAUCAUGAUUUACAUCAAAUGAAAAUUACAUUGAUAUGUUCCAAUUUUUUUUAAAAUAUGGAGUUACUUCCUUAAUGUAGUUCAGGACACCUUGGACAAAAUGGGAAAAUAGAGAUACAAUGUUGUAAUGGAACUAUACACUUAUGACAAAAAGGGAACAUUUAGGUACAAUGUUGUUAUGGAAUUAAACGCUUUGGACAAAAAGGGAAAAUUUAGGUACAGUGUGUUUUCCAGACUUGAAAAACAACAGGUGAAGGUUAAAUCAAUGGAUUGCUGUGGUACUUACACAUGCAACAGAUGUUUAUUCAGACUGGUAUUUUAUUUACAGGUAUAAUAUAUGAAAAUGAGUACUUCUGUACUGAAAAUUAUUAUUACCAUUUACCCAUUUGAUUUCUUUCAGAAAAUCUUUAAAAAAAAUGUCUUUGAAAAAUUUUGUUAUAAAAAAAUGUAAAAAUAUUGUUUAAAAAAUGUUAUCAUUAUUGUUGAAUAUUUCAGUGAAAAUAAAAAGCAGCAUGAAAAAGUC